UGGACUCAGUUUGGUUCUUUGAGUUUCUACAUUGGAGCCUGAAUUUUAAAUGUAAUCUUUGUAAAGCAGAUUGAAGUGAUAAUAAAGUGGCUGCAUGACGUCUGCUGAUCCUGUGAAUGUGUCGUCCUGCUGCUCUGUGGAGGCUUUCUCACAGCUUCUGUCAUGUUGUGGAGACACAGUGUGUGUGUUGUUAGGCUGAAGGUUAACAGAUGAAGUUUCACAACAACCAGCUGAUCCUUCAUGUGUCCAUAAAUCACAGCUAAUGUGAUAAACUUCGUGUGUUUCUCUGAAUGUCGGGUGUUUUAGAAACGUGCCGGCUCUGACUGACACUAAAUGAAGCCUGCUCGUCUCAUCCUGUCUUUAAUGAUUGAUCCAAAGUCAACAUGUUUGCAGUCCAAGUCCAGGACGUGGCUUUGAUUCCUGCUGAUCUCCUCAUGAGGCUUCUGCUGUUUGGAUAUUUACCAUAUGAUCGAGUUUGAUUUUAAAUUCUAAGUUUUUGUUGAAAGUUUCAGAGUUUUGGAUUUAUGAGGUAAGAGGGUUAAAAAUACGGAUUACUUCCAAAACCCGACAGUUUUUCUGAGCGUUCUGAGAGCUAAAGUCCGUUUCUCGUUGUUUGUGUUUUGUUUCCAGCCUCUGAAGAAACAACAUGAUCUUUAUUUCUGCUCUUCAGCUGAUAAUCGGUCUGCUGAGCCUGCUGCUGCUCUCAGACUGUGAGAAGAUCAAGCUGGUGGGUCCGAGCCGGUGCUCCGGCCGGGUGGAGGUCUUCCAUGGGGACAGCUGGGGGACGGUGUGCGACGACCACUGGAGCAUCACCAACGCCGAGGUGGUCUGCCGGGAGCUCAACUGUGGCACGGUGAUCGAGGCCAAGAGAGGAGCCUUCUUUGGGGAAGGGAAGGAGGAGAUCUGGCUGGACGAUGUUCAGUGCACCGGAGAAGAAUCCUCCAUCCUGAAGUGUCCUCACAGAACCCUUGGGGUGAACAACUGUGGACACGGCGAGGACGCCGGCGUCGUCUGCUCAGAUUUUGUGCGUCUUCUCAACGGCACUAAUCGCUGUAACGGCAGAGUUGAAGUUUUCCGGAAUGGCCAAUGGAAGCGAGUUUGCAGCAGCGACUGGACCAAAGACGACGCUGACGUGGUCUGCAGAGAGAUCAGCUGUGGAAGUCCUUUGACUCAGACUUUGCCUCCACACUUUGGAGAAGCUACCAACCUGAACGGAGUCAAAACCCACUGUGUUGGAAAUGAAAGCUCCAUCUCCAAGUGCACACUUCAGGAUACCACAGAAACCUGCAUAGAUGCUACUGUUGUCUGUACAAACAGUAAACCCAUCCGGCUGGUGAACGGAACCAACCGGUGCUCGGGUCGGGUGGAGGUGUACCACCAAGGCCAGUGGGGGACGAUCUGUGAUGACCGAUGGGGGAUGCAGGAAGCAACCGUCACCUGCAGGGAGAUGAACUGUGGCAACGCUGUGGCUGUGAAAUAUAAAGCCUUCUUCGGCAGCGGACAGGAUCAGGUGUGGUUGGAUGAUAUCGAGUGUACCGGUCACGAGAAGUCCAUCGCCGACUGUCCACACAGAGGCUUUGGAGAACACGACUGUGACCACAGUGAGGACGCAGGUGUCGUCUGCUCAGAGUGGGUCCGACUGCUGAACGGCACCGACAGCUGCUCUGGCAGGGUGGAGGUUCACCACGACGGCCACUGGGGCAAAGUCUGUAAUAAUAACUGGGGCAAUAAGGAGGCUACAGUGGUGUGUAAGGAGCUCAACUGUGGAGCUCCUAAAAAGAUCCAGGAAUCGUUUGGCGACAGCGGACUGAGGGGCUUCAUUAGCAGAUGCUCUGGUAACGUGAGCUCCAUCGGCCAGUGUGGAUUUCAGGAGCACACUGGAAACUGUCAAGGUGUUUCGCUUUCCUGUUCAGGUAGUCCGGCCGUGAGGCUGGUGAACGGAACCGACCGCUGUUCGGGUCGGGUGGAGGUUCUGCACGAGGGUCAGUGGGGAACUGUGUGUGAUGACGAGUGGGACAUCAGGGACGCUCAGGUGGUCUGCAGAGCUAUGGACUGCGGAACCGCUCAGACCGCCAAGACCAGCGGCUUCUUCGGCGAAGGUCAAGGAACCAUCUGGCUGGACGACGUCAACUGUGUCGGAAACGAGACGUCGCUGCUGCACUGCCAGAGGCCUUCAUUUGGAGAGAACAACUGUGGACACAGUGAGGACGCUGGUGUGGUCUGUUCAGCCACCAUCAGACUGAUCAAUGGGACGGACGAGUGCUCGGGUCGGGUCGAGCUGCACCACGGUGGACACUGGGCCGCCGCCAGCAGUGUGAACUGGGGGAUGAACGAAGCUGCAGUGGUUUGCAGGGAGAUGAACUGUGGAGACGCGGUGAAGGUGUCGGGUUCCUUCGGUGCAGGUGAAGACCGGAGAGGCUACCAGGUGAGCUGCAGCGGCAGAGAGAGCUCGCUGACGCUGUGCAGCCUCAGAGAAUAUCCAGCCGGCAGCCGCAUCCAGGAGGCGUCGGUCCAGUGCUCAGGUAAUGUGAAGUUGGCCAGUGGGCCCAAUCGCUGUAUUGGCAGAGUGGAGUUCUACAACAACGGCCAGUGGGGGACCGUUUGUGGGGAAUCGUGGGACAUCAAUGAUGCAUCGGUGGUCUGCAGACAGCUGGACUGUGGAAGAGCUCAUAAGAUCACCACCAUGUCAGAGUACGGUCAGGGAACAGGGACGACCUGGAUCGAUCAGAUCGAGUGUAAUGGGAUGGAAUCGACUCUGCCUCAGUGUCCUCAGAGACCAUUUACAGAUAAAACCUGCAACAUCUCCUCAGUAGCUGGAGUCAUCUGCACAGGGAGUCUGGAGGUCCGGCUGGCUAACGGUAAGGACGAGUGUUCUGGUCGGGUGGAGGUCCGUCAUGGUGACUCCUGGUCCACGGUCUGUGAUGCAGACUGGACUGUGGAUAAAGCCGAGGCGGUGUGUGAUGUUCUGGAGUGUGGACGGGCCGUGGAUGCUCCCGGCGCCGCUCAGUAUGGACAGGGCAGCGGCUCGGUGGUGGCGGCCGAUGAAUGCUUCAGCAACAUGACGAACCUGCGGCAGUGUUCGGGCCGAGGCUUCAGAGGGACAGCAUGCGGACACCAGCAGGAUGCUGGAGCUGUCUGUGCAGCUCAGGUCCGGCUGGUCGGCGGCGCCAGCCAGUGUUCCGGUCGGGUCGAGGUGUUCUAUAAGGGCCAGUGGGGAACCGUCUGCGAUGACGAAUGGGAGCUGUCCAGCGCUGACGUGGUCUGCAGACAGCUGGGCUGCGGUCAUGCCAUCUCUGCCCCGACCAGCGCCCACUUUGGCCAAGGUUCUGGUCCGAUCUGGCUGGAUAAUGUGGCCUGUUCGGGCAAGGAGUCGGCGCUGUCGCACUGCACCCACCUGGGCUUUGGAGAACAUAACUGUGGACAUGGAGAAGACGCCAGCGUCAUCUGUUUAGGCGCUUUGGCCAAACCUCAGAUCACCUUGUAUCCUGCUACGGAGGUCAACUGGGGCGAUAAGGUGGAGAUCACCUGCACCGUGGUCACUGAACACCUGGGAGGAACCUUCGUCCUGAAGAGGAUCCAGGACUCGUUUCAGAUGGAGAAGUUCUCCGACCACGACACUGCGACAUUCACCUUCCCUACAGCAGACUUCAACCAGAGAGGAUCGUACUUCUGUGAAUAUCAAAAGAAGCUUCCUGGUCAGAUCAUCUACUAUCCUCAAGGAAACACGGCUGCUCUCUCCGUCACAGUGAAGCUGGAGAAGCCCAGCAUCUCGCUGUCCUCCCCUCAUGCCAUGGUGGUCUACAGUCCAGACAAAGUGUCGGUCACUCAGGGCAGCUCCUUCUCUGUCACCUGCUCCACCCACUCCAGGUAUCCUGGAGGCUUCUUCUACCUGACCCGGUCCAACAGGAGCACCACGGAGGCCAAGCCAGCCUUCGGUCACUCCAUCUUCUACCUGGCCUACUUUGAGUUUCCCUCCAUAGAGUUGGAACACCAGGGAGAAUAUUCCUGCGUCUACGGACUGAACAUCUCCUCGCUGUCCUUCUGCUCUGUUCCCUCCAAGUCUCUGCAAGUCACCGUGAUCUCCGCCUCCUCCUCCUCAGUGGUCGGAGGAGUUGUGGGUUUUCUGGUGGUUCUGGUGCUGCUGCUGGUGGUUGGUUUCCUGGUGUGGAGGAGGAGAUGGAGAGGUUCUGGAGUCAUGGUUCAGUUCAGGAACAGGUUUGAAGAAGCAAUGAAACGAGACAUGGAGGACAGAAGCAACGGAGCUCUGGAUGGAAGAGAACGCAGCAACCAGCUGUAUGAAGGUGGACCGGGUUGCAGCUCGGAGGACAAAGCUGCCGACGUGGACGCUGAUACCGGAGUGGACAGAGUUCCUGAAGAUCUGGCUGGAAGAGUCUGUUACGAGCUCGAGCCUCUCGUCCUGUCGUGAUGAAAACUAAAGCCAGUCAUGUGAUCUGUUUUACAGUUUUAUCGAUUCUCCAUUAAACCUUCAUCCAUGUGUUGGCAGCAGAUAUUGGAAGUGCAGAGAACAAGAAGAAGCUUCUGAUCAGACUAAAGUUCUGCGAGGAGCCUGUAAAGUGGAAUAAACAGCGUUUCUGAUCAGUCUCCUGACGUUUAGACGUUUAACUGCAUCAGCUCCGCCUUGACUUUACUGAACCUAAAGAGCAGCUUAACACCAGUUUCACAGUUUGUCUCUGCGUCCAGCCACAACACGAGAAGUGAAACUACUGCAGCUCAUCAGAAACCUUCAGUGUUAUGCUGAUCUUUAGAGGAACAACAGCUGUUACACCAUCUUUAAAACUUCCUCCACUAGAUGCUGUUAUUUACUUUACUGGAAAUUAAAACAUGAUUUUAAGUAACCGACCUGCAGCGCCUCAGAUCCUCUUCACACUUUGCUGAUUUGUCAUUUGUGACCAAAAACUAAGUUCUGAAAAAUAUUUGGACCGAAUUUUGAGAACUUUGUAUGUUUUCAGACCUGACAAAUUUAGUAUUUUUACCCUCAAAAAGCAAAAACAGUUGAGCUGCAUCUCUGAGCUGCUCAUCUGAUGACUUGUGUCCACGUGGAAGCAACACUCAGUGAGCUUCAGAUAACAAACUGUUAAACAUUUGACCUUCUUUGGAGAGUGAAAUGAAAACUGGGAAUAAUCUGACACUUAGUUUGGGUCCCACAGGACAAAUCAGCAGAAGCAUGAUCCUGACUUCUGUCUGAACCGACACUUUGAUAUGAAGUGAUUUUAUUUUUCUUCCACAUUUCGUUGUCUUUGUGUUGGAUGAUAAUUCGAUGUUUUGCUGUGAUAUUGAUCAAUAAAUGUGUGUUUCUUAUGUUUUUGACCCACGUCAUGACUUCAUCCUCCUGAUCAGAGAAAAUACGCUCAGACCCCUCUUUAGAUGAUCAGAAAAUAAUUGAUGAGUUGUCAGCCAAUAAUCACCAACUAUUCUGAUGAUCAAUCGCUUUAAGUCCUUUUUAUUAAAAACUGUCUAAAUUCUG
Molecule: messenger RNA, 5485 nt
Organism: Stegastes partitus (bicolor damselfish)
Lineage: Eukaryota; Metazoa; Chordata; Actinopteri; Pomacentridae
Product: deleted in malignant brain tumors 1 protein-like
Exons: 16
Coding region: 647-4426 (1259 amino acids)
Cellular component (GO): membrane
Source: RefSeq, a predicted model, not a curated record